AUGGCGCCCUCUCUGCCUUGUUUAUAGCGUCUUCGUUUACCACCCUUGCGCGCGCGUGCCGCUGUCGUCAACCAAUUCCUGUCUGGAGUGUCUGACCGCCGGUGGGCGAGUGGGGUGUGUCUGCAAGCGGAGAGAGCGUGCGAUUCAGACUCCUUGUACACAACACGACUCGAUUCGGGGAGAGACUGCCUGGAACCAUGAAGAAAUCGAGCCCGGCAAAGCAACAACCACCACCUCCGGCUGAAGUCACAGUGCCAGAUAACGAGGUUACUGUGCAACAACUGAACGAGCUGUUGUCAAACAGCAGCGGAUUUUACAGUUUACCAACACAGCAUUUCAACGAGGUCUUCCCUAGAAUAUACGUUGGUAACGCGUUUGUGGGCCAGAAUCUGAUGCGUCUGCAGAAGCUGGGUGUGACCCACAUCCUGAACGCGGCGGAGGGCAACUCCUUCAUGCACGUCAACACCAACGCAGAGUUCUAUGCUGGCUCGGGCAUCACCUACCACGGCAUCCAGGCCAACGACAAGCCUCAGUUCAACCUCAGUACAUUUUUUGAGGAGGGGGCAGACUUCAUCGAGAAGGCUCUGGCACACAACAAUGGCAAAGGGAAGGUGUACGUCCACUGCCGAGAGGGCUACAGCCGCUCGCCCACCAUUGUCAUCGCUUACCUCAUGCUGCGCCACAACCUGGACGCCCGGGUGGCGGUUGCCACGGUGAGGCUGAAGAGAGAGAUCGGCCCCAAUGACGGCUUUCUGCGCCAGCUGUGCCAACUCAACGAGAAGCUGGCAAAAGAGGGCAAGUUGAAUGGGGUGAUGCCAGUCGUGGCUGCCAGGUUAAAGACAAAGUAAGAGAGGGAGAGAGACCCAAACCCUCUUAUUCUGCCUUCCAUAGGAGACAACCUGACUCAAUCCACCCUGACCGCCAAACGUCUCACACACAUGCACAUACAUGUAACAUGCAUGCACUGUACAUACAUGGUGACAGUCACACAAUAACUUUCUCUCACACAAACUCUCCUAUCUGUCAUGCUGCCGUCCUCUUUCUCACUCUGUCUCUCGCUCUCUGUCUCUCACUCUGCUGGUCUCCUUGGGUACAUUUGUUCCGAUAGUGGGGGAAGUAUGUUAGACCGAGGGGUGUGGAAAAGAGGGUACCUGGGGCAUGCAGGCAUCCAUCUAACCAUGGCUCAGUGCUUUCCAGUUUACUCGGUCACCCAUCUUCUCUCUGUAGAUUCCAGAAGCAUACGUCCCACCGCUGGCACACACAGCCCCAAAGUUUUGUGUGUGAAGUUUUGACUUGACCAAUGAAGCAUUCCCUAGACCAUAUGUUUAAAACACUGAACAUUUCUCUCCGUGUUCCACUUGGAGCUCUGAGGUCGGAAGAGUACAAAUAAUAUAUUAUAGCACAAUCAUUAAACAGAAUCCCACUGCCGGGACUGUCGGACUACAAUGAUGUCAUGACACCAACAAAAUGAUCUCUGACCAGUCUGGAAUGUUUUGGGACAUUUAGACUAUUCCUGAUUGGGUGUGACAAUGAAGCACCCUGACAUCACACAAGGAAGUGGCAUGGGUAGUGUUGGGUGGGCUAAUUUGGUGUAUAAAAAAACAAACAUUCCAUAGAGACUGGCUCCCCAAGAUGUCAUACACACACACACACCCAUCAUGUCUAAGUAGAAGCAAGCAGCAACACACACACACACACACACACAUCAUGUCUAUGUAGAAGCAAGCAGCAGCACACUUUCUUUGUGUGCAUUUACAGGGAUGGAACCUAUUUACAAAGGAAAACGCACUUACCAUGCCAGACAGGUACCCACUGCCAAUUCCAAAGUGCACAUCCAUCGUUGUGUCCAUCCCAUAGAUAUACAGCUCCACUGUCAAUCAAUGCCAGAAUUGGCUGUUAUAUGUCAACUGCCUUGAACCAAUAUGUGCAUACUAAUGUUAUGCCAAUUUGGAGGUGAACUCCCAAGGCUUUUCUGUUUGUCUGUAUUAGUACAUUGCAGUAUACUGUAUGUCUCAAUGCCCUGCCAUCCUAUUGAAGUAUAUAUUUAAGCAAUAAGGCAUGAGGGGGUGUGAUAUAUGGUCAAUAUACCACGGCUACGGGAUGUUCUUUCGCACAACGCAACCCAGAGUGCCUGGAUAAAGCCCUUAGCCGUGGUAUAUUGGCCAUAUACCACAAACCCCCUAGGUGCUUUAUUGCUAUUAUAAACUGGUUACAAAUGUAAUUAGAUCAGUCAAAAUAAAUGUGGUAUAUGGUCUAAUAUACCACGUAUUUCAGCCAAUCAGCAUUCAGGGAUCAAACCACCCAGUUUAUGAUCACAACCAAGAGAAACGUCUCAGAAAUGAUUAUAACCGGUGUUGCACAUGAAUUGAGAUGAAUUGUGGAAGGCUCUACAGCUUUCUGAAACAAUUUCUGUCUUUAAAUGACAUUCGAAUCAAUGGAAAGACCCAAAGGCUCCAGGCAAGCUCACAAGACAUCUAAGCCUGGGGCAGGGGGGGGGGGGUUUACCCCUCAAAUGUCCCUGUUGCAUCCGGAGUUGUCUUUGACUUAACUUCAUGGUCAAGUGUGAUAGACAGUCACUGGAUCCAGCCCCACUAGCAGGGACAGCGAGUCCUAACGAACCAUCAUCACUCCAUUUUGGAAACGAUGUACUAAAGAGGGGUCUAGCAUAGCCACGGUUAGUUCACCCGGUUCUUCCCAUGUGUCAAAUCCGAUAGAGCUCAGUCGCUCAGCAUAGAGGCCUACGGGCUUAUUGGUGCAUCCAUGGGUGGAAUGAAUAGAAGUGGAAAUAGUUAUCUCUGUCUGAGAAAUUGAACUCUGAAAACGAGGUUACGUUAUGUCAUACGGCACCAUCUAUUCCUCAUUUUAUACAUCUAUAUACAUAGAAAUAUUAUACAUGUAUAUACAUAUUUAAGCAUUGACAUAUAUGAAUGUAGAGCAAUGUGUCUAUAAUGUGUAAGUAUCGUUAGUACAUGUGUAUAUCACUGUAGCACUUAUACUGUAGUUCUUAUGUCAACAUUAGAUCACUCAGUCCUCUACUAACUCUUCUACAUUCCUCCUAUAUUCCAAUAUCUGUAUUUAAAGAUGCCUUCAUGCUUUUUCCUCUGCGUUCUGUUGGGGAUAUACAUGGAGGGAUUGUAGAUCUAUUUUUAUUCGAAUCUAUUGAUUCUGUGACUCAUGCUGAUGACUGAUGGGAUGUUCUCUCUGACUCGGAUGCUCUAUGCUCUGACCCCAACUUAACUUAUCAUUGACAAGUCAACGAGGAGGCUGGUGGGAGGAGCACUAUGAGCAUGGGCUCAUUGUAAUGGCUGGAAUGGAAUUGUAUCAAACAUAUGGAGUUCCAUUCCAGCCAUUACAAUGAGCCCGUCCUCUUAUAGCACCAGCCUCCUCUGUCACACUACUAUUUAUAAGCACCAUCACGGAAACUGCACAAAAUUGCAUUUUUUCCCCCCCCUAAUUAAUCCAUUCUAAAAACAAAACGAUAUUCCGGAAGGAUCUCUCUAACAUUCCUGUAUGAUCUGGAGACCAACCUAACCCACUGUAGUUACUGAGAACCUUUUGUGCCGUCAACGCAAACGUAUUUCAUAGAUUUCCUGUGCCAAGCAGCCUAUAGUAGCUGUUUAUGACUGGCUUUGUUUUCUCUGUCGUUCUAUCAGGCCAAUAUACCAUGAGGCUGUUUUCCUACUGCCCAACAAUAGACAACAAGACACUGUUGGAGACAUAAAAAAUAAAAAAAUGGGAGGGGGUCAUUCAAACCCUUAUUGAUUACAAAUGAAAGGUUCAGCUAUUUAACCCAUUUGGAGAAUUUUGGUGUAUUGUUCUAAGAUGAGGGUUAUUAUUUAUUUGUUUCAGCAUUUGAACUGCCUACAGCCUAGCGAUAGUCCUUUUGUUAGUAUUUGCUUUACCACAAAUUAGGUUAAAGGGUUAACUUUAUAACAUGCAUAAGGGGUUGUAAAAUACAUUGAACCAGAUCCAUAGAUCAGAAUCAAACACACCAUUCUGUUAAUGUGUUGAAGGAUAGGGGAAACAGUGUCCCCUGCUGUUUCAAAUGUUUUUGCACAAUUUAUUAAAUAAUGGUAAUGCCGUUAAGCAGACACUUUAUUUGCCAAUUAUCGUUACUCCUGGUUUCUGCUGUGUCUAUUAUACAGUUGAGAUUAUUGUAAAACAUGGACUGAAGUGGGACAAUUGUUGUCUAUUUUUGAAUGAUAUGUCAUUGAUGUACUGCAGGGGGAGGCAACCCUGGUCCUCGAGUGCUGCAGGCACGUUGUGUUUUUGAUUUACCAACCUGAAAGACCAGGUGUGUUGAAUUUAGGUAAUCACUGAACUGAUAAAUUAGGUCUGUUGGCCAGGUGUGGUGCCUUGUUGGAACAAAAUCCUGCAGUACCUGCGGCCCUCCAAGAACAGGGUUGCCUAACCCUGAUGUACUGUAUAUUCACUCUUGAAUAUAAUAUACUAUUGAAUUUUCAAUGUGUUAAUGUUACAACAUCUCUGUGCUUAUGGUUUUGCUAUGUGUUGUAAUGUCAGGAAUGGGAAAUGUGAUAUUCCUCAUCUAUAUGAGGGAUAUUUCCAGUCACCUCAAAUGAUUGGCACACUUGAUAAAGAUGCUCAAACAUUUUGAAAUGAUUGUAUGAUCUGAGUAAGUAAGAGUAAUUUUUAACAAAAAUAAUACAACAAAAAGUAUUUAAAAAAAAGAGCCAUCUGACCAUAGAACCGGUUUUAAUCUAUGUGCCAAUUCCGUUUAGCAAGUUUAUGCUGUACCUAGUGUAAAAUAUGGUGGUGGAUCUUUGAUGUUAUGGGGCUAUUUUGCUUCCACUGGUCCCAGGUCAUCGUGAACAUUACCCAUUACCAGGACAUUUUAGCCCACAAUAUUGUUGCUUCUACCAGAAGGCUGUGGAUCUUCCAGCAAGACAAUAACCCCAAGCACACAUCAAAAUAGUUAAUUGACCACAAUAUCAACAUUUUGCAAUAGCCAUCUGUCUCCAGACUUGAACCCCAUUGAAAACCUGUGGUUUGAAUUGAGGAGGGCCGUCCAUAAGAGCAGGGGAAGGAUAUCAAGGAUCUGGAAAGCCUCUGUAUGGAGGAAUGGUCUCAGAUCCCUCCCAACAUGUGUUCUCCAAUGUCAUAACAAUGUUAGAAAAAAACUUAGUGUUGUAAUCCUCGCAGGGGGAGGGUGCUGGAGUACUGGAAACAGGGGCCCCAAUCAUUUUGACAUAUCUUAUAGAUUACUUGUUAAUAAACAAAAUCUCUUUCUCUGACCAAUUGUUAGUAUAAUAUAAUUUCCUUGAUGUUUUGAGCAUACAAUAAAUAUCAGUAUUUGAUAUCUUUUUUUUUUUGCUCUUCUUUAUCACUGGUGCUAAUAAGUUUGGAGGUGUGUUACAGUAACUGCACUCUGGCCAUUGUGAGUCACUGCAUUUUACCAUAACGAGAAGGUAUUUAAUCAGCCCUAUAGUAAUGUAAUAUCCUUGUGUGUUCAAGUAUGCUGUUUGUAAAGAGAAAAUGAAAUAAUGGGUAUGGUUUUAUUGUUAAUGUGCAUUUCAAUGAUCACCGUGUGUGUGUGUGUGGUGUUACCCACUGGGCACAGACGUCAGUUCAACGUCUAGUUUUGAUUUACAUUUGGUUGAGUUGUCAACGAACGUGAAUUCAACAACAAAUGGCACCAUGUCAUUGGAUUUAGGUUAAAAGUCGAGUGGAAACAAAAUGAAUUUCCCUUAGGUUUAUUUAUUUAUUUUUCAAAUCCAAUCAGUUUUCCACAUCACAGAUUUUUUUAGAAUUUAUUCAACCAGUUUUUGCCCAGUGGGUAGUUUCUUGUCUCAUACUUAGAUUAUUUUGCUGUACUAAUAAAUGCUGCUCUUUUUAUUAUUGUUAUAAACACUCAACAGUUAAUAUACCGACGCCGCCUUCCCCAAGUCUCCUUUCACUGAAAUGUCUUCCAUGUUUCCAGCCCCAUCUGAUUUACCUUCAGAUAGACAUAAAGGUGAUUGAUAUCUUAAGGUUAAAGGUCACUGAUAUAUUUUUCCUACUCAGUUGCCAUUGUGGCCCCCUCCAUUACGUUCCCUACAGGCGUUAAAGAGUAGCAGGAGAUUUAGCACAAAUGACCCCACACUGCCUGGCUUCCACAGCCCAGUUAUCCUCGCACGUUCUCACAAUGUUGCAUUCAUGUUUUAUUAAUGUCACUGAGGAUUUCCACUAUCAACAAUAUUUGGUUGUUUUGUGUUGGGUUCAUUCCGAUCUGUCCCUUUUCAUACUAACAGUAGCGGGCACUGCCUGGAGAUGGAACAGGAUACGCAUCACAGGAAAUGCAUUAUGACAUUAAUGACACAGAAUCCUACCCAAAAGCCUUACACUGAAGAUAGAAUCAAUCUCUAUAUUUUAGUUCUGUGUACUUACUUCACACAGUAUGGAAGGACGGCUCCCUUGCAGACGGAGAUGACGCUGUUUGUUGAAGUGCACUUGGUUUUAAAUUGUAGUGUUAUUUUUUUCUUACCUUGAAAAGUCGACUCUUUCUUGUGUUAAACAAUAAAUGGCUAAGAUGUUAACCUUG
This is a messenger RNA of Oncorhynchus kisutch (coho salmon), 6538 nucleotides long. It is a transcript of the gene dusp3a, whose product is annotated as dual specificity phosphatase 3a. Lineage: Eukaryota; Metazoa; Chordata; Actinopteri; Salmoniformes; Salmonidae. Gene Ontology annotation, biological process: negative regulation of MAPK cascade; protein dephosphorylation. Gene Ontology annotation, molecular function: protein tyrosine/serine/threonine phosphatase activity; MAP kinase phosphatase activity. Gene Ontology annotation, cellular component: cytoplasm. The coding region runs from base 198 to 848 and encodes 216 amino acids. The transcript has 4 exons. The record is from RefSeq and is a predicted model, not a curated record.